This is a messenger RNA of Spirometra erinaceieuropaei, 803 nucleotides long. The record is from the annotation of a GenBank genome assembly. Lineage: Eukaryota; Metazoa; Platyhelminthes; Cestoda; Diphyllobothriidea; Diphyllobothriidae.
AGGAAAUACCCGUUCAUAAAACAUCAUGUCUCUGCAGUUUCUAGUGUUACUUGAAAAGUUUAAAAUAUGCUCAAAUCCACUGAUAAACUUUAUGAACUUCUAUACGGUCUCCUCUCAAUACGGUAGAAAAGUGUAUGAUGUUCCGUACGCGGAAAACAUAAAGCUUGAAAUUUGGAAACUCUGAGUGGGAGUGUAACGACAGGUCGAUUUCAAAAUUAUUCAGAAACUGGAAAAGUUUUUUCAGAACCGAAGUAUACCCUUCGCUCCAGUAUAAUAUUUAAGGAAGACGGAAUUUUCUACCAUAUGAGUAAAAGACAAAUAUAUAUUUGAAUUUAUAAGGGCAUCGAAAAUCAAUGAGAAAGUUUCAUGCUACUUAAGUGGUCAUAUUUACCGAGUGUAAUUUUUUCUGGCGGCCAAAAACAAGUUCGUUCAAAGCUGGCAUCCUGAAGUAACUGAAUUAUCAUGGGAUUGAGCUGCACGGUGAUCGAUAUAACAACCCUACGCAUUUCAGAAUUUCGAUCACCACUUCAUGAGUCAGCACAUCUACUCUACACAUUAGAUCAGAAGUAAUUCGUCUUCUUUGUUAAAAAGGAGGUCGAGGCGUAAACUGUCCGCAGUUACUUCUUGUACAUGUUGUGCAACGUGCGCCUCCAGCUGAAGGUCCUUAUAAGACCUUUGACAAUGCAUUCCUGACACAUUUGAAAGUUGCAAAGAUCAACGGCGAUAGUGACGGUGGUGGUGGUGGUGGUGGUGGUGGUGGUGGUGGUGGUGGUGGUGGUGGUGGUGGUGGUGGUGGUGUUUAG